Molecule: messenger RNA, 1218 nt
Organism: Carassius gibelio (silver crucian carp)
Lineage: Eukaryota; Metazoa; Chordata; Actinopteri; Cypriniformes; Cyprinidae
Product: serine/threonine-protein kinase pim-2
Exons: 6
Coding region: 1-1218 (405 amino acids)
Biological process (GO): negative regulation of apoptotic process; regulation of mitotic cell cycle; protein autophosphorylation
Cellular component (GO): cytoplasm
Molecular function (GO): protein serine/threonine kinase activity; ATP binding
Source: RefSeq, a predicted model, not a curated record
AUGUGCACCUCAUCUGAGUCAGUGCCCAAGAGCGCUGUAUAUGAGACAGAAGCGGCUGCGUGGCUGGAUAACAUCAGCUUCUGCAGCGGCUUCUGUCAGUGGAUCGACGAAGAGUUGAGCGUCGAUUCACUGCCAGCUGAGUCCCAGCAGCCUGUGCAGUCAACAAGCGCUUCACAAGCAGAAGCAGAAGCAGAAGCAGAAGCAGAAGCAGUGAGUGCACAGCCUUCUGCUGAGAAAAGCCCAACAGAAGUUCCGUCUCGAGGCAACAGGAGAAGCAGAAUCCAUGCCUUCUUCAAGAGAGCAUGGAAGGCUGUUAAGAAGCCGUUCCUCCGUUGCAGACGGACAAGAGUGGAGUCCAGUCCUGAAACAGCGUCUGUCCCGGGACCGUCUGGGCUCCAGAACGUGCCUGACACCGAGCCGGCAUCUGCCUCAGGUCUUCCCAAUUGGGAGCCAAUGACCGAACCUAUGUACAGUUUAUACACACUGCAGGGAUUGAUUGGAAACGGAAGUUUCGGCAAGGUGUUCAAGGCAAUACGGAAAUCUGACGGCCAAGAGCCUGGUUGCUCCGCACCUCUGCCUAGAGAAGUGGCUCUGAUGCUGCUGUUGAGGCGUCCUCCAGUUAGCCCCUACGUCAUACAAAUGUACGAAUGGUUUGAUCGACCCAAGAUCUUCUCUCUUAUUCUGGAGUGCCCUCAACCGUGCAUGGUCCUGCGAAAGUUCAUCACGGUUUCGUCAGGACUGACUGAAACGAUCGCGUCCAUCUUAAUGCGUCAGUUAGUCCUGGCAGUGCAGCACUGCAUAGACCACGGCGUUUUUCACAACGACAUCCACGCUGACAACAUCCUGGUGACCACAGACACUCUGGAGAUCAAGCUGAUUGACUUUGGCGCCGCUCACCUGUAUGAGAGCACAGGCUACGACACCUGGAAAUAUUUAGGAGCAGCAGAGUACUGUCCUCCAGAGGCUUUUUCGCAGCCCAAAUACCACGCCGUCCCAACAAAUGUCUGGGCUCUGGGCGUUACGCUGUAUCUGAUGGUGAACAGACGGCUGCCCUUUUACAACAUCCGGGAAACAUUGGAAGCUUCCCCUAAGUUUUGGAAGCCCACCUUGUCCAUAGCAUGCCGUGAUCUGAUUGGCCAGUGUCUGAACCGCGAUCCAGCGAAGCGGCCGACUUUAGAGCAGAUCUUAGAGCACCCCUGGUUCAAAAGGUGGCUCUAG